AUGAACUCGCUGCCCGCUGACGUCCGGUACUCGGGUCUCACGUGGAACUGCCCGCUGUCCGAGUCCGCGGCGGACGGCCUCCUCGAUAGGCUCAAACUAAGCCCGGCGACAACCAUCGUCGACAUUGGGUGCGGCUGGGGCGAGCUCCUCGUGCGCGCGGCCCAGCGCCGCGGCCCCGUCGCCGCGGCCACCGGCGUCGACACGGACGCGGAGCUACUCACACGCUGCGCCGCCCGCGCCUCCGCUGCCGGCGUCCACGUCGAGCUGGUGAACACGCCCGGCAAUCUGUGGCGCGGCCCCGCGGACCGCGCCAUCUGCGUCGGGUCGUCGCACGUCUUCGGCGGCACGCGGCGGAUGCUCGAGGGCCUGGCGCGCGCCGUCCCGCGCGGCCGGGUGCUGGUCGGCGACACGUGCUGGGAGCGGCCGCCGUCGAGGGCGUGCCUGGACGUGUUCGGGGAGGAACUGCUGCCGCUGGAGCGGAUCGCGGGGCUGUGCAGGGAGACGGGGUGGCGGCUGCUGCACUUCGAGACGGCGACGAGAAGGGACUGGGACGCGUUCGAGAGUGGUCACCGCGCGGGGCCGCGGGAGUGGCUGCUGAGCAAUGCGGGUGAUGACAGGGCGGCAAGCGUGGAGGAGGACUUGGAGAAGAGAGAGGAUGAUUACUUUGGUGUGUACCGAGGGACGUUGGGGUUUGUGUUUAUGAUUCUAGCUAGGUGA
Cordyceps fumosorosea ARSEF 2679 is the source of this 717-nucleotide messenger RNA. RefSeq names its product SAM-dependent methyltransferase. The record is from RefSeq and is a predicted model, not a curated record. Lineage: Eukaryota; Fungi; Ascomycota; Sordariomycetes; Hypocreales; Cordycipitaceae. The coding region runs from base 1 to 717 and encodes 238 amino acids. The transcript has a single exon.